Eleginops maclovinus (Patagonian blennie) is the source of this 4834-nucleotide messenger RNA. It is a transcript of the gene stim1a, whose product is annotated as stromal interaction molecule 1a. The record is from RefSeq and is a predicted model, not a curated record. The coding region runs from base 316 to 2715 and encodes 799 amino acids. Gene Ontology annotation, biological process: activation of store-operated calcium channel activity; store-operated calcium entry; intracellular calcium ion homeostasis. The transcript is spliced from 14 exons. NCBI's taxonomy places the organism in Eukaryota, Metazoa, Chordata, Actinopteri, Perciformes, Eleginopidae. Gene Ontology annotation, cellular component: endoplasmic reticulum; plasma membrane. Gene Ontology annotation, molecular function: calcium channel regulator activity; calcium ion binding; protein binding.
CAUUCUGCGGCUUUUCAGGUCUAGUCUCGGUCGGGGGAAAGACAAGUCCUGACAUUUCCUCCUGCGUUUGGGAGUUCGCUGUGCUUUAACUCCGGGUGACCAGGCGUUUGCUGCGAUGUUAACACAGAGCUGAAGCUACAGAUCUGCUGGCUCUGAUACAUGACAGUGUUCUUGUAGGCCUUACGUGGAAUAUCAGAUCUAGAUUUCUCUCAAUCGUCACGGUCAGACUCCUGCUUGUAUGUGGUUGGAGUUCUCAAUGCCCAAACACCAAACCAACAUCAAAGAACUAUUGGCAAAAGGAGCCAACUUGCAUUCAUGUGCAGUUUCUUAAUGCACACACCAGUCAUGGAGUUCAACAAAUUGGUGACUUUGUGGAUAUUUUGCUUGUGUCUCGUUGGAGAAAGUUGGACUGAAAAAACAGACAAUCAUAUUGUUGAAAAUGGCGUGUCGGAUUUUUGUCGCAUCGAUGAGAAGCUUUGCAACGAUGAGAAUGGAGUUCUCAGCUACGAGGCGAUCCGUAGUAUUCACAAGCAGAUGGAUGAUGAUGCAAACGGCAAUGUAGACGUGGCAGAGACAGACGGCUUCCUGAGAGAAGAUCUUAACUACCAUGACCCCAAAGCCAAGCAUAACACCUUCCAUGGUGAUGACCAGUUCAUCAGUGUGGAGGACUUGUGGAAGGCCUGGAAGGGCUCUGAAGUGUAUAAUUGGACAUUGGAUGAGGUGGUGGAGUGGCUCAUCACUUAUGUGGAACUGCCACAAUAUGUGGAGGCCUUUCGCAAGAUGAAUUUUAAUGGAAGUGUCAUGCCAAGGCUGGCUGUUAAGAACACCUCCCUGACGCUCUCUGUUCUGAAGAUCCUGGAUCGCAGCCAUGUGCAAAAGUUGCAGCUCAAAUCUUUGGACACCGUGCUGUUUGGAGCACCCUUGAUGAAUAGACAUAGCCACUUGAAGGACUUCAUGCUGGUUGUGUCAAUAGUCAUUGGCAUGGGUGGUUGCUGGUUUGCCUACAUCCAGAAUCGCUACUCUAAGGAUCACAUGAAGAAGAUGAUGAAAGACCUGGACGGCCUGCAGAGAGCUGAGCAGAGCCUGCACGAUCUGCAACAGAAGCUGCAGAUCGCCCAAGAGGAGCACCGUACGGUAGAAGUGGAGAAGGUGAACCUGGAGCAGAAGAUGAGGGAUGAGAUCAACGCAGCCAAGCAGGAGGCCCAACGUCUGAGAGAGCUGCGCGAGGGCACAGUGAAUGAACUGAGCCGCCAGAAGUAUGCAGAGGAAGAGCUAGAUCAGGUGCGCAUGGCGUUGAAGAAAGCAGAGAAGGAGCUGGAGUCACGGAGUAGCUGGUCCCCUCCAGAGUCUCUGCAGAAGUGGCUGCAGCUCACCCAUGAGGUGGAAGUGCAGUACUACAACAUCAAGAAGCAAAAUGCUGAAAGGCAGCUCCUGGUGGCCAAAGAAGGGGCAGAGAAGAUAAAGAAGAAGAGGAACACACUCUUUGGGACUUUCCACGUGGCUCACAGCUCCUCUCUGGAUGAUGUGGACCACAAAAUACUGGCUGCCAAACAAGCCCUGGGUGAGGUGACGGCUGCUCUGCGUGAGAGGCUUCACCGUUGGCAGCAGAUCGAGAUCCUGACAGGCUUCACCAUCGUCAACAACCCCGGCCUUCCCUCUCUGGCCUCAUCCCUCAACCUUGAUGGCAGCAGCCUCUCGAGCGGCAGAGCUACACCCCAGCACUUCAUCAUGUCUGAAGACAUGGACGACAUGGAUGAGGAUUUCGUGCCUGGAACUCUGCAAUCUCCCAGUAUGAUGUCUCUACGCCAACGCCACAUUGACCCCCAGCUGGCCAUGGGCUCCCAGAGGUUGGUAGAUAGUUGCCAUUUGGCUGGGCAGCAGGGAGAGGGAGCCCUGUAUGCAUCCAGGUCUAGGGCCGCGUUCUCAAACUCACGCAGCCAAUCGUUCGGGCAGCUCGAUAGUCUCCCUCUGCCUCCUCUGUCCUCGGCUGUGUCUCACCCUUCCAUCAUCUGUGCCUCCAACCUCAAUCUUCAUCAUCCCCAGUCCUCUUUGUCCUCGUCUUCCUACUGCUUACCCAGCUCUGUGGCCGGCAUUUCAGCGCAUCAUUCCUCCCAUAUGUAUCAUGGUUCUUUCCAGCCCAUGGACCCCAUUCCUGAUUUCACUUUCUCAGAUGUCUCCAAAGCAGAGCGCAGCGAAAGCUUCGGGGACCUAAAUCGCUCAGACUCUGACUCCUCCCUGUCUCUCUCCCAAGUUGGUGAUCGGCUAUCUGCCUACAGCUCCAAAGGCCACCUUAUCAAGCCCGUCUCUCUCAUGCACGGCCUAUCUGGUCGUGCAGAUGACACCAUCUCUCUGCAUGCUUACACCCCCAACGGAGGGAACCGCAUUCAUGAGGUCAGUCCUGGAGAGCUUGUCCAUGACAGCCCCAUACUCAUGAAGAAGAUGUACGGCAUAGAGCAGAGUCCCAGCCUGGGAGAGAUCCAAAGUAUGUCAGAGUCUUCCCGCUCCCUCAGCCCCAACUCUACUGAACCUGACACUCCGUCACCUACUGGGGGGCAACCAGGGGCAGCUGGGGUAAAGGCCAACACUCGCAUCCCGCAGCUGUCCUCCAAGAAGAGCCCGCUGGAGGAGGACAGCGGCUCUACUGGAGAAGACACAGAUUCCACUGCCAGCCGCAAGAAACACACCUUCAAGAUCUUCAAGAAACAGAGGAAAUAAGGGCUACAUGAACUACAGGGCUAUCAAGGCUGUGUGACUGUAUUCCUCUGCUCUGUUUUUCAGAAAAGUUUUAUGGGUUCAUUAAUGUUGAAAAGAGGGCACAAUUUGUUGCCGUUGCAUCUUUUGGUAGGUACGACACCUACUCUAAGAAACUGUGGGAGCAACCAGCUGUUCAGUUUUAUCAGCUUUUUUGGUCAAUGUUCAAUAUGUGGGGAAAGGGUAAGUUUGUAUAUUGGAAUGUAAAGUAUUAUUUAUUCUGCAGGAAGUUGCACCAGUCCCAAAGGAAAAUGUUUUGUCACCAGUUGUUUUUUCUUUCUUGUUCCUAAAUCUUUAACAUUUUGCAUGUCUUCACUUGUGUUUGAAUGGUAGGCUACUUGAAUGCUCUUAGUGUUUGCUCGGUUAUGUUGUUAACCUGCUUAGACAACACUUGAUGUUUCUUUUAUUAUUACCUAACCACCUAGCCUACAUAUUCAAAGUGAAUGUGCACUCCUUUGUUUCACUCAGUGCUUCGUUUGUUACCAAAGGUUACAAAGUAGUCAAUGAAAGCUCAGAGUGGUCCAACAGUGAUGGAUAUCAUUUUGGGAACAGAAAUUUCAGCUAUUGGUUUGAUUUAGAAACAAAAUAGAAAAUAAUAAUAAAGUUGUUUACAAUAAAGUAAAUCUCCCUUUAACAAGUUACAAAAGGAUCAUCAAAUUCUAGCGUUAGAUCUUUUGCUUUACUUUUAGUAUUUAGGUGUCGAGUGCAUGAGAGAGUGAGAGAGAAAUGCUUUGCUUUAAAUGUCUAGCUUUUAAACCUUGCCAACAAGUUUAACCACUGAUUAAUAUUUGGAAUAUCACGUUUCCUCAGAGUAGUUAGUGAUCAACGUUUGUAGUUCCUGCAUCGAUUACCAAAAACAUGAUGACCUAUGGACUGCGUGUUAUUGAACUUUUAUUUAUCUUUGUAUGGAAUUUAAACGUUACAUCUGAGAAAAGUGUACAUUAUAUAACGAGACAGACAACAUAUAUAUCAAAGAUUUUUAACACAAAAAACAAAAGCACAUUUUUACUGAACUAUUUGAUAGUCAUCUUUUGUGUUUUGAGAUUUGGUGCGAGUUUACCUUUCAUUUUGGUUCCCACUAUCCUCUGUCCUAUUGAUUUUGUUUUAAUAACUAUUUAGCUGAGAAUGAAAACUUCUCAGCAGUCUGUCGGUUGAAGAUGGGUGCUGGUAAGGGCUAUAGUUACCAGGCAAAUGAAUUUGCUCUGUGGUCGAUUUAAAUGUUCAAGUUCUAACUACUUUAUAAUUCACCUUUUAUGGAAGAUUUAGCUUAAGUCAUGUCAAAGUGCCAAAUCUAUCCAAACUGUCAGAAUUGUAUAUGUAGUGUGUUUGGCCCUGUGAGCCCCCUUUACAAAGAACACAUGCUUUAUAUUAACAGUCUGUAAUGUAUCUCCUGAGCUUCAAUGCUGAAUGUCCGAGGGUAAUGUUCCUGUAACAGUAUCAUCAGUACAACAUGUUUACAUUUGUUACUACUCUCAGAUUAUCGCAGCAAAAAAACUUUGUGCCAGUUUUAAUAUUGACCGCUUCAUAUGAGCACAGAACUAUGCAUCAGUAGUUGUAGGUGAUUGCUAAAGUAGUAAGGACGCCAGUACACUUAGGGUGUUCCUGACCAAUGAACAACCAAAAAGUGCUGCAGACGACACCGUGGGCCUACACAGCCCCAACAUGUAACAGGUGGUCAAAAUGUAUAAGAAUUGUUUGCUUUAUUUUAGAAACCAGCUAAAAAAAAAAAACAUUUCCUACUGGUACUUUUUUUAAAGUGUCAUUUGUACCUCUUUUGCACGACAGAGCUGUUAAUGUUUUCUGCCAUCUGAAUGUGUGCGUGUGUCCGUCUGCUCCCAGUAUAAUGCACUGUAACGUUGAUGCAUGUCAACUGCUGUAACAAACCUAUAUUGGGUUAAAAGAGUUAUUCAGCUUAUGCUCGUUACUCUCCGGCCUACUUCUUCUUUCUCUUCAUUUUGAGCUUCUAUUUAUGAAUUCACACAGUAUAUUUGUACAGAGAAAAUGAUAAUUUUGCAUCUUCUGUGAUGGUCUAGACUUUUACGGCACUCCUGCAUGAUAGCAAUAAACUAUUUUGAAUGAAAAA